Messenger RNA from Colletotrichum abscissum, 567 nucleotides. Its product is annotated as 2Fe-2S iron-sulfur cluster binding domain-containing protein. Gene Ontology annotation, molecular function: 2 iron, 2 sulfur cluster binding. NCBI's taxonomy places the organism in Eukaryota, Fungi, Ascomycota, Sordariomycetes, Glomerellales, Glomerellaceae. The record is from RefSeq and is a predicted model, not a curated record. The transcript has 3 exons. Gene Ontology annotation, cellular component: mitochondrion. The coding region runs from base 1 to 567 and encodes 188 amino acids. Gene Ontology annotation, biological process: positive regulation of oxidoreductase activity; P450-containing electron transport chain.
AUGUCUUCAACCAGACUCAGCACAAGCCUCCGCAGGAUGGCUGCCAGCGCAUCCCGACUGGCCCGCCCAGUGCAACGGCAGACCCGAAGCAUUCACAACCAGAUCACAUCCAAGAGGACAACACAGCUUCCCUCCAGACAGCUUCAGUGGCCCUCAGCGCGUGCUUUCUCGGCUUCGGCUGCCCAGGCGCAUGGCCACAUCACCCCUCCGAAGGCCGGCGAAGAGUUGUGGGUAACAUUCGUUGACAAGGACGGAGACGAGUUCAAGAUCGCUGUAAGCGAAGGGGAUAACCUUCUUGACGUUGCGCAGGACAAUGACUUGGAGAUGGAGGGUGCUUGCGGAGGCUCUUGCGCUUGCUCAACGUGCCACGUGAUCGUUGCCGAAGAGGAAUACUACGAGAAGAUGCCCGAGCCCGAAGAUGACGAGAACGACAUGCUCGACCUGGCCUUUGGAUUGACCGAGACGAGUCGAUUGGGCUGCCAGAUAACCAUGACAAAGGAGCUAGACGGCCUCAAGAUUAAGCUGCCCUCGAUGACACGGAACCUUCAGGCCAGCGACUUCAAAUAA